CGGGUAUCCACAAGCAUGUGCAGCGUGUGAUGUCCUGGCAUGUUAAGCUGUGGAAUUGGGAGAUUGGCGAGCGGCCGCAGCACUCCAAUUGGUCAGUUGCCCGGGGAUUGGGUUGGUACUAGUAGCGUACACCAUUCUGAAUCGUAUGUACGGUCGAGGCCGUAAGGGCGGUGGCCGACGCGGGAGGUGGUCGAAUUGUGGGCGAUAUUGGUCGAACAUGAAUCCGUCAGGCAACUCGAACCAGCUGGGCAGCGGGGGACAGUACCCCGGUGGGAUGCCCGCCCAGCAGACAGGGCUGCCCCAGCAGCACCAGGCGCCGGCCGUGGCGCAUGUAUCGAUGAACGGUGGACAAGCCCCGGCGAUGGUGACGCCCGGCGUUGGGCCAGCAAUGUCUGGGGCAUAUAACCCGCCGCCGUGGGGUAUGCCGAUGUGGCCAGGUCCAUGGCAUGCGCCGGGACAGUGGGGGAUGCCACCCGCGUGUAUGCCAUCCGCUAGCAUGCCACCUGUUGUCAUGCAAACCAAUAUGCAACCAGCUCAGCUCCCGCUUCCUCCUCCCCCUCCUCCUCCUCCUCUAUCUCUUCCUACGCAAUUGCAAGUGCCUAGUAAUGACGCCAGACCGGCGAAUGCUGGUGGGAAAGGACCGUCUGCCAAUGCUUUCCCUGGCCCUGGGAAUAGGGCCUAUUUUACGAAAGAGUAUAUGGACAUAUUGGAAGACAUUAAGUCCAACAAGGUGCUUGAAGAUGCAAGGAAGAGGCUGGCGAGUGGUCGACGUGGCAACAUCCGAAUCCCUGAGAACACUGUGGAGAGCUGCAUCUCAGAGGAGAUGUGCAAGCAGCGGGAAGUGCAGUACUUCCAUAAAGAAAUGGGGGCCUGGGAACUUGCCCGAAUUAACCUCCAGGAGUAUGUCGACUCGCUGCAUGCAGACCCCCCAUCUGAGAAGGGGGAACCAUCCGGACGCAACGUCGGGUCAAGCCGUGGUGUGAAUGCUGCUGUAGCUGAAGUCUAUGUUGGCAAGACCACACGCACGUUAAAAGAACGGUGGGGUGAGCACCUUAGGGUUGUUAAGGGUAAUAACAAACAACAUGUGCACGUGUGGCUUCGCAAGACUGGGAUGGAGCAUUAUGCCCCGAUACCAAUCUGGUUUGGGGAUGCACCGGCUAUAGAUGGUAUGGAGAGUAAGAGCAGUCAUAAUCCUGGCUUAAACAUGAUCGGGCGGAAGAAGAAACAGAAGCCUCGUCUAUGUCGUACGAGGAAACGAGGGGCCGAUAGAGCUCCGCCAAAUGUUGUGUAUGAACCACUGUUUUUUUACUGCCCGGCGGUGGCUAUGCGGCAGGAACCGGACCUGCUCAAGAUUUUGAAAGCACUAGCUAAGCAGAAGGUAAAAGGGACGAAGCUAGUAUGCAAUAAUAGUGGGGCACGGUGGCUGAAAGCCUGGAGGCUGGUUCAGUUGUUGUUUGGCUUCACAAAGAUUGAGAAGCAGGGUGUGCGUAUGCUGUUGAAAGAUGCUAGAGCUACGAUUGAAAGUGGGGGUAGUUGGUCUAUUGUGGGUCUAUUCCAUACUAAGACCAAAACUGAACUCUUGAAAGCCGAGCGGACUGCUCUGUUAAGAGCGCCAUGGAAGCACCGCGAUUUGUUUUUACUAUCGUUGGUGGAGUUGAUCGAUUUGAACAACGGUGUUAAAUCGAUUAACCAGUGCAGGGGUCGGCAGAUCGUCCGUGGAAUAUUGACCAAUGUGUUCAAGAAGAAGUUUGGGAUCAACCCUUGUUUGAACAUUGUUAUAAAGAUCCCGUUCUGCACAACUAUUAACAAAUGUAAUGUUGAGCGCGUUGUGAAAUCUUGGAUUUUGGAGAGAAUUCGACCAAUUACGUUGGUUGAACUGUAUGCCAGAGUCUGGCUGAAAGCCAGGCUGAAAGUCAGGACCGUCGGCGAUAUCCUGCAUAACCAGAAAUCCUUCUCUCAGAUGGAGUCGUUCGACUGCUCCUGUGCGGGAUUUGACCUGCCAAAGAUGAAUGGGCACGUUGCGGUAAAGCUCAGUGAGAUUGAUCAUGUUAAGUCUUUCCUAUUCAACACAAAGAAUGUGUCGUUUCCUGGCAUCUUCAUGACGAAGGAUGCAUUAGGCAAGAGUUGUAAUGAGGCGGUGGAAGUCUUGACACAGUCACUUGGCAUAUCUGAGUAUGUCAAGAUAGACUGGCGCGACGUAUGCAGGCCAGGUGUUGGGAUGACCGAGGGCUGUGUGCGUAGUGAGUAUGUGUGUGGGGUAGCCCAGGCAUUUAAAGGGCUAGUCAUGUCGUCACUAGAUCGUAAUACUAGUGAGACAUGGUUGGUGUGCCCGAAACUGUAGGAAGCUGGCCUCAGGAUGAUGUUCCAAGAUAAUGAGAACUAUAUGACAGUAAACUGGCCAAAGGGAU
This is a messenger RNA of Chara braunii, 2408 nucleotides long. The record is from the annotation of a GenBank genome assembly. NCBI's taxonomy places the organism in Eukaryota, Viridiplantae, Streptophyta, Charophyceae, Charales, Characeae.